Rangifer tarandus platyrhynchus (Svalbard reindeer) is the source of this 309-nucleotide messenger RNA. The record is from the annotation of a GenBank genome assembly. NCBI's taxonomy places the organism in Eukaryota, Metazoa, Chordata, Mammalia, Artiodactyla, Cervidae.
AUGUGGCCAGCUCUGGCUCCUGACUCGAGCGUCCUCCAGUGUGGGGUGGGCACCACGCUCACCAUCCCCCCACCUCCGUCCCCGCCGUACCUCUGUGCAGUGGGCGGGCCUGGAGGCUUGGGCGCCUGGGUGGGGCUGGCCCUGGGGGGUGUCCAGCGCUUCCCAAUCUACUGUUUAGGUUCAGGAAGUGACUCCGAGCAGAGUCUGGUCAUCCCGGGGGUCACGGAGCACAGCCUGGGCAGCACCGUUGCGUGUGAACCCCCCAGAGGGGAUGUGAGUGGUGCCCGCUGGAGUUGGGAGCUGUGGUGA